This is a messenger RNA of Eublepharis macularius, 511 nucleotides long. Its product is annotated as cytochrome c oxidase subunit 6C. The record is from RefSeq and is a predicted model, not a curated record. Bases 142 to 381 code for a protein of 79 amino acids. NCBI's taxonomy places the organism in Eukaryota, Metazoa, Chordata, Lepidosauria, Squamata, Eublepharidae. The transcript has 4 exons. Gene Ontology annotation, biological process: mitochondrial electron transport, cytochrome c to oxygen.
CGAGCGCCUCGCCGUAGCUGAGUGGAUGCCUUGCUGAGCGAUCGCGCAUGCGCAGCCCUGAAAGGUGAAAAGGGAGGAAGGACAACGCCAGCUUCUGUUGAGUGUCUCGGCGUUUGCCUCUGUGAGGGGAAGUCAUCAACCAUGUCAUCUGCUUUGUUGGUCAAACCACAGAUGCGAGGCCUCUUGGCCAGCCGUCUGAGAAAACACAUGAUUAUAGCGUUUAUUAUUUCCUUCGGAUGUGCAUCUUUGUACAAGUUUGGUGUGACUGAACCCAGGAAGCGAGCAUAUGCAGAGUUCUAUAAGAACUAUGAUGCCAUGAAGCAGUUUGAGGCCAUGAGAGAUGCAGGUGUGUUUGAAAGUGUACCACCCAAAGGAUCAUAAGCCAGCAUCUCCAGAUCCUCUUCUUUAGCAACCUGAAACUGAACAUUGCUGUUUCUAUGAACUAAACCUUUGGGCCACUUCAGUGCUGUUCGUACUACAGUCUUGUUCAUUAAAUGAAGUACUUAUGUCA